Molecule: messenger RNA, 519 nt
Organism: Brassica napus (rape)
Lineage: Eukaryota; Viridiplantae; Streptophyta; Magnoliopsida; Brassicales; Brassicaceae
Exons: 1
Coding region: 1-519 (172 amino acids)
Source: RefSeq, a predicted model, not a curated record
AUGGCUGACGUGAAAGAUGAAACCGAGAUGAGCAAGAAGGAAAUCGGACCUUCGUCCAUUAAGUUUCCAAUGUUGAAUGCCUCUAACUACACCGUCUGGGCCAUGAGGAUGAAGAUCGCUCUUAAGGUCAACAAAGUAUGGGAAACGAUUGAUCCUGGAAGCAAACAUGAAGAGAAGAACAACAUGGCCAUUGCUUUGAUAUUUCAAAGCAUACCCGAAGCACUGACGUUGCAGGUAGGGCAUCUCGACACGGCCAAAGCCAUUUGGGAUGCGAUACAAGUUCGACAUGUCGGAGCCGAGAGAGUUCGAGAAGCUCGACUGCAGACACUCAUGACUGAUUUUGACAAGCUUAAGAUGAAGGAAGAAGAUAGCAUCGACACCUUCGUCAGCAAGCUAACAGAAAUCUCAUCAAAAUCAGCCUCUCUUGGUUUGAUCAUAGAAGAACCAAAACUUGUGAAGAAAUUCUUGAAAACCUUGCCAAGGAAGAAGUACAUCCACAUGGUCGCAUCUCUUGAGUAA